AUGGUGGUCCUGGUGGCUUCAUCACUUGCAACCACUAUUAGCAACAAAUGUAAUGAUAGGAACUUCUCAUUGCCAUCAGGGUUUGCAGGAAUAUGCAGCAACUAUAGGAAAGUGACAGGGCCAUCACGCUUUGAAACAAGCUCAGGUAAAAAGUACGAUUCUGAUGUUACGGUGAGUGUUGUAUUCGAUUCCGACAGAGUCGCUGCCAAGUUUCAGUCUGGUGGCCCAUACGGCUUCUCCAACGACAUAGGUGGAAGCUUGGCAGGUGAUGUAGAUCAGGUCACUGUUGUGCGCACUGAAGAGAUCUGCCUCUCUGGUGGUCUUACUCGUCAGAAAAUGAAGUACCUUCAUUUUCUCCAUAAGCAUAUGAACACCAAGUCAUAUCAUGGUCCCAUUCACUUCCGUGAUCCUUCGAAGAUCCUGUGGUGUACCAUCCGAGGUCAGGUGGCGACGGUGCAGGCGCUGAGACAUUCAGCAACGACGACAAGAGAGAGAGAGAGAGGGAAAGAAGAGGGUUUCGAUUUUGAAUAG
This is a messenger RNA of Lactuca saligna, 531 nucleotides long. The record is from the annotation of a GenBank genome assembly. Lineage: Eukaryota; Viridiplantae; Streptophyta; Magnoliopsida; Asterales; Asteraceae.